This is a messenger RNA of Fusarium falciforme, 1860 nucleotides long. Its product is annotated as Carboxylic ester hydrolase. NCBI's taxonomy places the organism in Eukaryota, Fungi, Ascomycota, Sordariomycetes, Hypocreales, Nectriaceae. The record is from RefSeq and is a predicted model, not a curated record. Bases 1 to 1860 code for a protein of 619 amino acids. The transcript has 3 exons.
AUGUCUCCCCAAUUCAGACCUGAACGGGCUGCGGUCGUGAGGUUACGUACAAGCUCUAUCCCCAGCUACAUCCAAACUAUUGUUGGCAAACCAUCGCCCAUCUCUGAUGACAUCGAGGAGUUUCGUGGCAUACCGUAUGCCCAUGUGCCGGGAAGAUGGGAGCACUCGCGCCUGAGAGAUCGUUUACCGCGUGAUGUAUUUGACGCUACAGAGAACGGCCCGCGAUGCCCUACGCAACGCAAGGGAAACUCACAACCGUUUCAAUCAUACUUACCGUACCCGAACGACCGCGAGGAUGAGUUUGAAUGUUUGAACCUUCUCAUCGUGCGCCCGAGCAAGGAAGCACUUGCAAAGCACAAUCUUGAUACCGAGACGACCCAGCUGCCUGUGCUUGUUUGGAUCCACGGUGGAGGCUUUACAGACGGCGCAGCCACGGAUCCAGUAUGGGAUCCCGGCCAUAUUAUCCUUCGUGGACUCUCAAAGGGAACGCCUUUUAUUGCGGUAUCCAUCAACUAUCGUCUCAACAUUUUUGGGUUCGGUGCUUCAUCCGACAUGCUUGCGGCCCAGGGCAGUCAUGCCUCUCUCAAGGGCGUGAAUUUCGGUCUCUACGAUCAGAAGCUUGCUUUGAUCUGGGUAAAGCGCAGCAUUGCUGCAUUUGGAGGAGAUGACACAAAGAUUACAAUCAUGGGCAAUUCCGCUGGUGGAAUUUCAUGCCACCUUCACCUUCUCGAGGCGGAAUUAGGCACAAAGAAACCGCUAUUCCGUAGGGCUGGUUUGAUGUCAGGGGCGUGUGGGGGUCUCGAUUUGACAUCGCUGGAAAAAGCAGACGAGCGCUGGGCAGACCUGUACCGAUUGUGGUCAGUCCAAGCCCACAACCCGAUCGAUCGACUCAACAUGUUGAGAAGAAUACCUGCCAAGGAUCUGCUUAGUAGCGUCUCAGAGCUUCACUGGGUGCUUUUCAUGUUGGUCAUGGACCAGUUGACUAUCAAGGAAAGCAACUUGGGCUGUGGUGUUUCCGUCCACCUUGGACAAGGCGGAUUGGACGACCAAAUCAAGUCGGCCGACGACAACAUUCAAAUCAUGUUGAGCGCAACGGACGACGAGUUCAGAGGCUUUGCCCAUAUUGCUAACUGGGAUUACCCCAAAUUUCACUCUCUUGUCGCGUCUAGCUAUCCCUCAGAGGCAGCAGCUGAGGAGGUUCUUGAAGCAUACGGUAUCCUGCAUACAUCAUCCGCUAAAGAACUUUUUGAGGCGUUCUCCCAGUUCAUAUCUGAUGCCACGAUGGUACAUAAAGUAUAUCGCGCAAGCGAGUUCUUCAAGGCUCAUCGUGGAAAGCAAGCUCUCCUCCAUGGUAAUAACCCCGAGCGCGUGGGUGUACAAUACUACCAUUUCGAAUUCGGCAAUCCCUUCUCCGGCCCCAUGCAAGGAAUUGCGCAUCACGGCGUUGAGUUGGUCUAUGCCUUUGGCACUUUCCACGACGCGUUGGAGAAGGCUGACCAGGGGAUUUUGGAGGGUUAUAUUGAACCCGAUCAAGAGCUUGCAGAAGUUACUGUUCCUGAACCCCCAUCGAAUACCGAAGCUGCGGAGUACCGCAAGUCCAACAUUGACUUGGGUUAUGAACUGCAGGACAAGUUGAUCCAAUUUGUUGUUGAGGAUUGUCGAGAGACCGACCAGCAUGCGAAUCCCGAUGAGAUAACGAGAUUUUGUCACCACCGAUCGGUCCGCAUGGAGAGUUGGUCCAGUAGCGAGAAAUGGGUGGCAAAGAGGAAGAAAUUUGAGCUUUUAGAUAAGGAUUUGGAUUCUUUAAUAACUGCCACAAAGAGACUUGUAGGGAGCGUUAUAGGUAUGGCACUGUGGUGA